AUGGUCUUCCCAGGCCGCUUCAGCACGGGCUGUUUGCGCUGUCGCCAGCGCAAGGUGAAGGUGAGGAAACCUCUGCCAUGCGUAGAAUCUGCUGUGCAAAGACUGAUAAUAUCUCUCAUCAAGUGCGACGAAGCCAAACCCACGUGUCGGAGAUGCUACAACUACGGCAAGCCAUGCCUCGGAUACACUGAUCAGUUUCACUUUCGACAUUCCUCUACACAGAAGCCCAGGCUCGAGAAAGCUUCACCGACCGCGUCGAGCCCUCAGGCUUCUGAGGGGACUGGGGGAAGCGUCUCACCCAAUUUUCGCAGGCGAGCCAAGGAUGUCGCUGCAGGGACUAACGACCAACUUCCCCGGGCCAUCAUUCGACAGCCGACGCAAUCGCACGAUAACGUAUUUCUGUCCUACUUCGUCCGUCGUUUUGUAUCGCCCGAUGAAGGCGAUGGGUUCCCCGGCCACUUUACCUUUCUCCCCGACCUCUACGAUCACUACAAGCAUGGCCUGCUCGAAACAGCCACCCUCAGUGUCGCCCAAAUGGCGGCAUAUAAUCAGUUUGGGGGGGAGGAACUUCGGACACACUCGUUUAGGAAUUAUGGCCGCGCCAUUCGAAGCUUGCAAGAGAGCAUCCAGACUGAUAGUCAGGCCAUUGAUGACAAAGUGAUUGCGACCAUUCUGCUACUCUGCACCUUCAAGGACAUCAGCGGAGAAGGCUUGGGUGAUCCAAAGGAACAUGCCCCAGGACUUUUUUAUCUACUAGAGAAGCGAGGGCCAUGCCAGAUUGGCACGAGGAGGGGAGCUGAGCUUUUUCUUCUGGCUCAUCUACGGCUGCAAAUCUACUCCUUCCUACACGAAGACGAUACGUACACCGACCCCGGUGCCAUAGCUACAGUCAUGGGGCUCUUUGAUCCCCUCCUUCGGGCAUUAUCCAUGAUGUCAAGGACCCUGUCACUCCGACAUCGCCUGUCAAAACUCAUGGAGUAUGCUGCACAGAAGAACGAGGAGGAUGAUCAUUGGCCACACACCGAAAGCAGGACUGAGCCCGAAGACGAGGAACUCUUAUUGCAAGAGUGUUUUGAAAUGCUCGAUCAAUUUCACGUCUGGGAUCAGCAGGCUCCGUCGUAUUGGCACAGCACCUUUGAAGGCCGAGCCGCGCCAACCGUGCUCGGCGAAAUGGGCUCAAGGAUGACGUACUGCGACUCUGAGACAGCUUGUAUCAUCAUCCUGAUUCGCUCGGCGCUCCUCAUAUUACUAUUGACAAUGUUGGCAUAUCACAGCCAACUGCAGUUGGUUCAAGAGACAGAGGACGGCUCUCACCGUGACCUCUGGGCCGAGUGUAUCCCAGUCCUAGAGUCAGACGUGAGGAGAGCUAUUGAUGACAUGUUAACAAGUGUUCCGUUUGCAUUGGGCGAUGUAGACUCAACUGGACGGCCUACCACCAUGCUUUAUGAUGGAGCAGCAGCAAUUGUCAUCGUCCACUCCAUCAGACUAGUGUCGCAUUGCGCUUAUGCAACAACAGCUCAGCUCCAGAAGGCGAGCGAGAUUCUGACCAGAAUGAACUCGACUAUAGGGAUAAGGUCUGCAGUCGGAUUUGGUGGGGGGGGUUACAGUGACUCUAGGUGGGCCCAAGAACAAGAAAUCCUUCGCCCGCUGGCGUCUUCAUUGAUGUUGCAAUGUCGAACAUUGGAUGAGACUGAGACUGGUCUUGUACAUCUGGCUUAA
Fusarium falciforme is the source of this 1719-nucleotide messenger RNA. Its product is annotated as Zn(2)-C6 fungal-type domain-containing protein. The record is from RefSeq and is a predicted model, not a curated record. Bases 1 to 1719 code for a protein of 572 amino acids. Gene Ontology annotation, biological process: regulation of DNA-templated transcription. Gene Ontology annotation, molecular function: DNA-binding transcription factor activity, RNA polymerase II-specific; zinc ion binding. Lineage: Eukaryota; Fungi; Ascomycota; Sordariomycetes; Hypocreales; Nectriaceae. The transcript has 3 exons.